This is a messenger RNA of Exophiala spinifera, 1614 nucleotides long. RefSeq lists its product as uncharacterized. Gene Ontology annotation, molecular function: ATP binding; protein serine/threonine kinase activity. Bases 1 to 1614 code for a protein of 537 amino acids. Lineage: Eukaryota; Fungi; Ascomycota; Eurotiomycetes; Chaetothyriales; Herpotrichiellaceae. The record is from RefSeq and is a predicted model, not a curated record. The transcript is spliced from 4 exons. Gene Ontology annotation, biological process: intracellular signal transduction; peptidyl-serine phosphorylation.
AUGGGCAACUCUCAGGCUAAACCAGUCAUCCUGACUGAUGAAGUAAAUCUGAACCACUUCCGUUUGCUGAGGGUUGUUGGGAAGGGCGCUUUCGGAAAAGUUCGAAUCGUCGAGCGCAAAGAUUCCGGCUUGACCUUUGCGCUCAAAUAUAUUCGCAAGGAUGAAGUCGUGCGAUCCGAGAGUGUUCGGAAUAUCAUCCGGGAAAGACGGAUGCUCGAACAUCUGAACCAUCCAUUUUUGUGCAAUCUCCGAUAUGGCUUCCAGGACGUCGAAUAUUUGUAUCUCGUGGUCGACCUGAUGAACGGGGGUGAUCUUCGCUUCCACAUCCAGCGGAAAGCUUUCACCGAGGACGCCAUCCGCUUCUGGAUGGCCGAAUUAGCUUGCGCCCUUCGAUAUAUCCACAGUCAAGGAAUUGUCCAUCGAGAUCUGAAACCCGACAAUGUGCUACUAGAUUCCGAGGGUCAUGUGCAUUUGGCAGAUUUCAACGUUGCUUCUGACUUCAAGCCCGGCAAGCCAUUGACCAGCAAGUCAGGCACGCUCGCAUAUCUAGCCCCAGAAGUGUUCAGAGGUUCAGGGUACUACAGCGAGGUGGAUUGGUGGUCAUUGGGGGUAACAAUGUAUGAAUGCGUAUAUGGAAAACGACCAUUUGAAGGCAAAACCUAUGAAGACCUGGCCGAGUCCAUCUCCGCAGGAAACCCACAUUAUUUUGUCACCAAACCACCAGUGUCGAUGCCGUGUCUGUCAGCGAUGACCUCUUUGAUUGAAAAGGACCGGCGGAAACGCAUCGGAGCUACCGGAUUUGACACAUUCACCUCGCAUCCUUUUUUCCAACCCAUAAACUUCGACGCACUUGAGCGAAAACAGAUACCCCCGAUAUUUGUGCCUUCCAGCGAGAAGACAAAUUUCGAUGCGACAUACGACCUGGAGGAGCUCUUGCUUGAGGAAGCUCCUCUAGAGGCGCGGGCACGGAAGCAGAAGCCAAGAGCCGAGUUGCGCAACGACGCCACGAGUCGAGAAAUUCGAGAGGACGAGCUACAUCGGAUGAUAGAGACCAUGUUUGAGCCGUUUGAUUAUACACUGGCGAGUUACGAAGUGCCUGCAGCAGCAGCCGUGGCUGGGACUGUGCCCGAGGAGCAUGUCCACCUCGAUACUACACAAACCGAGUCCAACAGUGUACCGACCUCUCCAGAUGGAUCGCCGCCGUUGUCGCCAAGUGCCGCCGUCACACCUCAAAGCGAAGAAAUCUUCAAUCCCCUGGAGGACACGAAGCAAGCACCGCCGCACACGCAACAGCAGAUUGGCCGGCCAGCGUCUUCGUCGAAGUCCUUCAGUCGGCCCUUACCGCCACAGAGACCGAUGGCAGGAACACGACAGCUGAGCAAAGGCGGAGGAGUGCAAAUGGUACUGGACGAGACAGGUAGCUGGUCCCAGUUGGCUGACCAGACACCGCCCGGUUAUCCAGACGGGGGUGGUGGUGACGCGAGCGGCAAAUACGAUAAAGGAAGUGGCAGCAUGCUUGGAUUCUUGAGCAGAAAGAAAGGCAGAGAUCGAAGUCCAAAGCCCAAGGAGGCUGGAGUUCUAGGUAAGAUCGGAGCGAGACACAUCAUCAACUAA